Molecule: messenger RNA, 1935 nt
Organism: Rotaria sordida
Lineage: Eukaryota; Metazoa; Rotifera; Eurotatoria; Philodinida; Philodinidae
Source: the annotation of a GenBank genome assembly
AUGCCAUCACGAAGUCCACGUUCACGUAGUCGAAGUCCGUCAAAACGACAUAAAAGAAGUCAUAAACGUUCAAGAAAAUCUAGUGAUGAAAUUUCAUCACCAAUAAAUAAUAUUUCAAUAAAAAAAGAAGAAGGAUCAACUAAUGAAAAUAAUUCUAUUUAUAAACCACGACUUCCUUCUAUUAUGUUACCACCAUCAUUUUUAGCUAAAUUAGAUGUAAAAGAAGAUGAUAAAAAUGGAUCACCAACAGGAGAUCAAUCACCAGUUGAUUCACCAGGAAGUAAUACACAAGCCACAAAAAAACGUAAACGACGUUUUGGUGAUGAAACUGACCGAGUGUUUUUACCUAAUAUGCCGACAACAAUUUCAACGACUAAUAUGACAGAUCAUCAACAAAAAACUUAUAUUUUACAACUUCAAAUUGAAGAAUUAACACGACGUUUAAAAAUGAAUGAUUUAAAUAUUCGAACAGAUCCUGAAGCCAGGUCUCCAUCACCCGAACCAAUUUAUGAUCAACAAGGAAAAAGACAAAAUACACGAGAAGUUCGAGCAAGACGAAGAAUUGAAGAACAACGUCAUCACCUUGUUGCGGAAUUACUUGUACUUAAUCCUGAAUAUAAAGCACCAGCUGAUUAUAAACCUCAACAAGCAAAAUAUAUAGAUAAAGUAAUGAUUCCACAAGAAGAUCAUCCAGAAGUUAAUUUUGUUGGUUUAAUUAUUGGACCACGUGGUAAUACACUCAAAACAUUAGAAAAAGAAACCAAUGCAAAAAUCAUCAUUAGAGGCAAAGGAUCAAUCAAAGAUGGAAAAAUGGGUUUAGUCAAAUAUGGUCCAUUACCAGGUGAAGAUGAACCUUUACAUGCUUAUAUAACCGGUACUUCACCCGAAGUUGUAGCUAAAGCUGUAGAAAAGGUUAAUCAAAUAAUAAAUCAAGCUAUUGAAGAACCUGAAGGAAUGAAUGAAUUACGUAAACAACAAUUACGAGAAUUAGCAUUACUUCAUGGAACAUUACGUGAAAAUGAUUGUCUCAUUAAACUUAAAUUAAUGACUGAAGCUGAAAAAAUUAUUACAAAUACAAUAAUAUGUACAAUAUGUGGUGGAGCUGGACAUGUCCCAAGUGAUUGUAAAUUUCGUAAAAACUCGGAUGGUACUUAUGCAGAAUUAAAUCCUGAUGGAUCACUCAUGGUUAAUGGAGCAAAUAGAGUUGAACAACAAAAACUUGAUUGUGAAUAUCAAUCGUUAAUUAAUGAAUUAACGGGUAAAAAAGAUUCGGAUACAAAUACUUUAUCAUUAGAAGAUCGAAAAGGUUUAAUGAGUGGAUCAAGAACAACCGGACCAACAUUAGCGAUAACAGGUGGAGCUCCAGUAACAAAUAAUCCAGCCACUACUCUUCCAGCAACAUUCAAUACUUCUACUAAUCCUACUAAUAAUAAUGGAACAACGAAUACUACUACUAAUAAUAAUUAUAAUCCUCCAUCAUUGAUGUCUCUUAAUCCAAAUAAUGCAGCAACUACGCAACCACAACCAUCAUCAACUUAUUGGAGUAAUACAGGACCUCGUUAUAAUAAUAAUGAUGUAUUCGAUGGUCAUUAUCUUCUUCGACGAAAUAAUCGAAAUACUAAUUAUUCAGCAUAUAUUGAAGGUGAUUCAUAUCGUGCUCAACAUAUACCAGCUUUAAUGGAAAAUGGAGGACCAAACAGUAAUACAAAUCCAUCAACAUCAUGGCCAAAUCCUCAAAAUUCUCAACAACAACAACAACAACAACAACAACAACAACAACAACAACAACAGCAACAAUGGAAUCAAUGGAAUCAAUAUAAUGCUGCUAUGUAUUAUCAAAGUAUUUAUCAACAACAAUAUUAUCAAAAUAAUAAUCCUGGUUUUAUACCACCAUUACCAAAAACAGCUCCUCCACCACCGCCGCCACCACGUUAA